GCCGAGGAGGUUUGUGUCAAUUGACUUGGCCGCUUGCGCCCCUCGUCCGAUAAGUCCGAUGUCGUCUGUCUUAUCGUCUUGUACCUGUACAUCAAUGUCCUUUUACUCCGAGGCUCGAUAACAAUUGACUCUAUCCUUGUUGCUACCUAUUUCAUGUUGACAAGCCAUGACAUCCCUACUCACUCUUCCUGCUGAGCUACGGAACCAGAUCUAUGAUCAUCUAUUCAUUGAGACAUCUCCGUACACCUGCCCUACUGAUGCCGCCUCUGAUUCAAGCCAUAGCCUCAAUGACUUUGGCAAAUCAAGCAACCUAGACGAGACGACCUCGACACCAUGCCAGUCGCUCCUCCUCACAUGUCGUCAAAUGCAUGAAGAGACCCAACUCUUACAUCUCCAACGCACCUCCUUCGUACUCGGCGGCAACUACGCAGACCCGGAAGCUUUUGCUCGUCUAUGCAACGUCAAUCUACCUCCACCACGUAUCUCAGACAUCAAACACAUCACCCUCGUCGGUCGCAUCAAUCGUCUACGCGCCUUGAACGAAGCAUGGAACGGCCUGCCAUUCGGCAACUCCCAUCUCCGCCUUACAACUCUAGUCAUUGUACCGCGACGCCCUGCGCGGUAUGACCUCCAUUACGCAGAGAUAGCAGACCUGGAUUCGGCGCAUACCCUGUCUUACACCUUGUCCGAAACAUUGAAGAACUUGCACAACGUCAAAAGAGUAAUAGUCAGAAAUGAAGACGAUUGCUUCAACGACAUAGUAUGGAGGGUCAUCUACAGAAGCAUGAUAAGCCGUUUGCUGAGGUGGGGUGGGAAAUUGUGUAGUUGUCGAUUCAGAGAGGGCAACGGCUGGUUCGAGAUCCUUGUCGAUGGUCGAGAUGCAGAUCCGCAGGUUUAUAGCGAUGCCGACAAGGAGUUUCGACGCGUAGUCGGUGAAGUUCACUAGAAUCCAGAUUUCCUCCUGGGCUUCUUGCUCCGAGAUCGUGUAAUACGCGCUGCUUCUGGUGCCGCUUCUACCAUGGGUCCAGCUCCAGUUCCUUGGUCGAGUUUUUGGUCUUGGGUAGAAGUCUCUUGUUCCUUUGGCUUCUCUUGGCCCAACGUAUCAUCUUGUGCUUCAGUU
Messenger RNA from Aureobasidium subglaciale EXF-2481, 1120 nucleotides. RefSeq lists its product as uncharacterized. NCBI's taxonomy places the organism in Eukaryota, Fungi, Ascomycota, Dothideomycetes, Dothideales, Saccotheciaceae. The record is from RefSeq and is a predicted model, not a curated record. Bases 167 to 946 code for a protein of 259 amino acids. The transcript has a single exon.